GUAUGAUAAAAGAAAAACGUGUUUUUGAAGAAUUGUAUUUCCCUAUGCUAAAUAUAUAUAUUUUUUUAAUUUUUGCGGGAAAUGUAACAUUGGUUGUGAGAAGUUUGCGCUUUGUUUGAAAGUUCAUACCACUUGAAAUGAGUGUAGAAAUGAAGAACUUUUAAUAUUAUUGAGGCAUGCUUGGCGACGUCAAACUAUAUAUAAUGCAUAAAACAGCUGUAAAGAAUUACCAUUAAAAAAAGAGAAAAAGCGGACUCGUAAUGUACAUAUUAAAGUGUUGAUAUAAUUAUAAAAUUAGGAAACAAAUUGGAGCAAAUAAUUGGAUUAUAAAAAUAAAACUCAAAAAAAAAAAUAAAAAUAUAAAACAAUGCCAACGAAAUUUUCUUUGAUCUUCUUGUGUACCGCCCUUCUUCUGAUGGUAAAUACAAUGCCAACUUAUGGUGCAGGUAUCGCGCCGCAUAAACAUGAAAAAUUAAACAGUAAAGAACGUAUAAAAGAUGGUGUCUAUCAGCCAAGAGAUGCAAAUCAUUUUGAUAAUGGGGAGCAUAAAGUUGGCUUCGAUCAUGAAGCUAUCAUAGGUAAUGUUAAAGAAGCUCAAGAAUUUGACACACUCUCACCGGAAGAGUCCAAACGUCGCUUAGCAGUGUUAAUACGUUUAAUGGAUUUAAAUAAUGAUCAAUAUAUCGAUCGCCAUGAACUGAAAGCCUGGAUAUUAAGAUCUUUUAAAAAAUUGGCUGAAGAAGAAUCAGCUGAUCGUUUUGAAGAAAUAGAUCAAGAUAGUAACGGUCAGGUAACUUGGAAGGAGUAUUUAGAAGAUACCUAUGCCAUAGAUGAGGAAGAGUAUGAAAAAGAAGCUCUCAGUGCUGAUGGUUACGAUGGAGAGCAAGAAUUAAUUAGAGAUGAUAAAGAAAUGUUUAACGCGGCCGAUCUAAAUAAAGAUGAUCAACUUAACAUAGAAGAAUAUACGCUCUUUCACAAUCCCGAAGAACAUCCACACAUGCUACCUAUGGUUUUUGAACAAACCAUGCGUCAAAAAGAUACGAAUGCGAAUGGUAAAAUUGACUUUCAAGAGUACGUAGGCGAGGAGGCCGAACAACGCGAUAAAGAAUGGUUAAUUGCUGAAAAGGAACGCUUCGAUAAGGACUACGAUCUAAACAGGGACGGUGUACUGACUGGUAAUGAAGUUUUAUCCUGGGUUGUGCCCAAUAACGAAAUUGUAGCCACUGACGAAGUUGAUCAUUUGUUUGCGGCGACAGAUGAAAAUCAUGAUAAUCGCUUAUCAUAUCAGGAAAUUUUGGACAAUUACGAAACAUUUGUGGGUAGUGAGGUUACCGAUUAUGGUGAUCAUUUACAAAAUAUACACCGUCUGACGGAUGAGUUGUAGUGUGUUUUAAGUUUUUGUUUUCUGUAAAACGUUAAUUUAAGUUAUGAUUAUUAUAUUUGUUAUAAUCAAUGUCAUGAUUUGUUCGUAGGUAGGUUUGUAGGUGAACUUUUAGUUUAAUUGAUUGAUUAUGGUUGAAUUGGCUAACUGCUAUCAGGGAAAAACCAACGGUAGAAAAUAAAAUAAUUUUAUUUGCAUUCAAAAUUACAAAGAAAA
Glossina fuscipes is the source of this 1597-nucleotide messenger RNA. Its product is annotated as reticulocalbin-2-like. The transcript has 4 exons. Gene Ontology annotation, cellular component: endoplasmic reticulum. Gene Ontology annotation, molecular function: calcium ion binding. The record is from RefSeq and is a predicted model, not a curated record. NCBI's taxonomy places the organism in Eukaryota, Metazoa, Arthropoda, Insecta, Diptera, Glossinidae. The coding region runs from base 368 to 1384 and encodes 338 amino acids.